AUGGUGGCGUCAAAACGACGUGAACUCGAUGCAGUUACACUUGAGCGACUGCCUACGAGCCAAUACGGUGGAGCGAAGUGGUUGGCUUCACGGGCAAUUCUGACUAACCCCAUUCAUCGCUGGAAUCCGAGUGAGCAAAAUUAUAUUAUGUCAUGGAGAACCUUUAUCAUUAAUACUCUCAAGCCUUCAAACUGUGAGCUCAGAUCAGUGAUCGAAACUGCAUUGUGGAAGAAUUUCAGGAAUGUUCAAGUAGAGGUGGCCACAUGUCCAGACCUCACAGCCGCUCCAUUUCACAUGACAUCGAACGGUUUCGGUCGGAAAUUUUCAGUUGCUGCAGUAGGGAGUCUCGAUAAUCUGUAUCCGUGUCCUAACAGAGAGAAAAUGUAUGACCUCAAGGAUGUCUGUAAGAAAUGUGAAGCACCCAAUGCCUUCGUAUUUGGAGCCGGGGGAUGUCCACCAAAAGUGGCGGGCAAAAAUGGUGAAUUGGUUGCAGACGCGAAUUUCUCCGAAAACAAGGUAGCUUCCAAAAUAACCAUAUUGGUCGACAACCAUUCUACCCCGUAUAUUACAAAAACAAUAGAAUCUUCAAAGUUUAUUGUGAUGGGAGAUCUUGGCGUAUCGGCACAGCCAGGUCCGGGGGAAGUAGUUCAUAUUAAAUGUUCGCAGCGGGUCGGAAAGGAAAGUUUUCCUCAAUGCAUACAAGAGAGCCUGGCUCGCCAUUACGGACAAAGCUGCGUCUCACUAGCUGGAAUAUUUGCACUUCUUCGGGGAAACGCUUCUGUGCACAUUGCUCCUGACUUUCCAGACAAGUCGUUCAGAUCAAGGGAAGAGUUUGACCAAUGGCUGCAAAUAUUCAAUCUAAGUGCUCCUUUGAUAUGCGCUUCAGUGAUUAAUUCCUAUGAUCCUGGAUUUGGACUAAGAAUGCACCACACUCAUUGCUACUCCAGUCAUAACGAUGCAGGACACUUCAACAACGACAUCACACCAGAAACUGCUGAGUAUGAAGGCUGGUUUACGGCUGCUGAAAAGAUUUAUAGAAUAGAUUAG
Necator americanus (New World hookworm) is the source of this 1047-nucleotide messenger RNA. RefSeq lists its product as uncharacterized. Gene Ontology annotation, cellular component: nucleus. The coding region runs from base 1 to 1047 and encodes 348 amino acids. The record is from RefSeq and is a predicted model, not a curated record. The transcript is spliced from 10 exons. Lineage: Eukaryota; Metazoa; Nematoda; Chromadorea; Rhabditida; Ancylostomatidae. Gene Ontology annotation, molecular function: zinc ion binding; hydrolase activity, acting on ester bonds.